Molecule: messenger RNA, 2604 nt
Organism: Rhodotorula toruloides NP11
Lineage: Eukaryota; Fungi; Basidiomycota; Microbotryomycetes; Sporidiobolales; Sporidiobolaceae
Exons: 4
Coding region: 1-2604 (867 amino acids)
Source: RefSeq, a predicted model, not a curated record
AUGGCCCUGCAUAGGCGGGCGCGCGCGGCUGCAACGACAGCCAGCGACACAGCAGCGCUGUCACAUACCGCGACCGUGCGAGCUGCCGCCACAGCGUCGACUGCGACCACUGCCCCCGUACAAGUUGCGGCCGCGGCGGCGACAUCCUUCCAACCUGGCAUCGCCGCGAGCGGUACUGCGACCAAAUCUGUCGGCAAUGCCCCUCCCACACGCACGAAAAACCUAAACACCGUCCCGCUCGAAUCCUACUCUGUCUCUUUCGCGACUCAGCAGACAGCUGGGUACUCGGCGGCCGCACAUUCAUCGGGCGGAGUUGCGGCAGGAUCGGCGUCUUCGUCUUCGUCGACGGGCCUGUCGCAGACAGCGAUAUACGGGAUCAUCGCGGGCGGAGCAGCUCUCGGCGUGAUCCUUCUCGCAGUCUUGGGCGUCUGCUGCUGGAAGCGGAAGAAGGCGAAGAAGGAUGACCUGGGCUGGACCAACCUCGGCGACAGGGGCGGCGGCAGCGGAGGAAACAACAUCGCCAUGGUCGACAACCCGGGCGCGAACGGCGCUUCCGCAUGGGCGAGCACCGACUCGUUCGGCGGCGGUCCCUACGCGUCGGAGAAGCCCUGGGCGCAGCAGUCGUUUGGAAGCCUGGCGACAGACGACGGGAAGCCCGCGCCUUACGGUCACCUUCCCUCGUCACAUCACGCUCUGCCCGUCUUCUCGCCGCGCGACAACGAGUCGGCGCGCGCAGAACUCUUUGCAUCGUCACAGGGGCCGGUUAGGCACGACAACGGCGUUGCCCGCAGUGCGACGCACGACUCGCUCGCCUCUUCCGCUUCGCCUUUCGCUCCUCCACCUCCCAUCGGUCGCCAGCGGUCCGGCUCCAACGCGCAAAGCGUCAACGACGUUAUCAGCUUCUCGGGCCAAGCGCGACCCUUGACGACCUCGCCACCUUCGCUCGCUCAGAACUUCCCAUCCCCGCCUCCCAUGCCCCCUGCCCCAUCCACCCCUCGCCAACAACCAUCCACUUCUCCGCCGCAGCACCUCUCUUUUAACGGCGUCGCAGUCGGCCCACAGCCUAUCACGGCCGCCUACUUCCGCCCUCCUCGCCCGUCCGAAGUUCCCUCCGCGCCCUCUUCGCCCUACGCCAUCUCGCGUCGACCUGAAGUCCAAGGCGGUGCGCGGGACACGCAGGAGAUCCAGCGCGAUCAGGAGGUUGAGAAGCGGUUUUUGGAGGUCAUGACGGGUCAGGUUGGACGGGAUGAGAGUCCGCAAGGAGGCGAGAGGCAGAGGAGCAAGAAAGACACGAUUGUCGGGUUGACGGAGGUGUACGGCGGAGAGGGAGCUGAGGAGUGGGACCAAGUCGACAUCGACGGUCCACCCAAGCCCACCACCUCCGCCCAGCUUCCCCGCCGCUCAUCCUCGCGGAAGCGCACGCAGACGACCGCCGCCAACGCGGCCCCCUCCCCUUCCGCCCCUCCGGCCGCCGCCGUCCCUCGCUCCUCUCCUCCACUCUCGAAUCCGAACCGCUACUCUACUCGCGUCGACUCGAAGCCCCUGCGCGAGCUCGAGGAGCUCUUUGACCGCCUUCCGCCUGUCCCGCCUCGCGAGGCGCGCGUUCGGGCGAGUGAGGCGAGCGACUAUUCGACCAUGGCCGCGCACGCGGGAGGCGUGCGACACUCAGACGCCAGCUCGCUCGGCCCUUACGCCAAUCAGUCGACCGCUCCGCCAACCGGUCUCAGCUUCACCCGCCGCCCGCUCGGCACGGUCCCCGAAUCCGACUCGAAGGACUCGCUCUCCCCUCUCACAGCGAGCGGAGGGCUGAACCAGUCUGGCGCGCACAGUCCGUACGGUGAGACGAGCCGGUACGAGCACUCGAUUUAUUCGGCGGCCGGAGAGGUGGGCGAGUUGUCUAGCUCGUCGUUGGCGAGUGGGAGUCCGGCGAAGGGCGCGGCGAGGACCCCGUUGGGGGCGUCGCCGCUGGGCACGCCGAGAGAGGAACGCGCGCUCGAUGCGGGAGAGGACGUGUUCGGUGGAGGUGCACCUGCAGCGAACGGCCUGCAGCGCAAGAUGUCGACGCGUCCCUCCGCACCCACGCCCAUCCGCCUCGCUCGCAACGCAUCACUCGGCAAGGGUCAAAAGCAGUCGACAACACCUCUCGGCUCGCCCGAGUCGGCGCGCAACCCUCUCACCCUCAGCGCCGCAGAACGCGACGUCCUCGACGCGCUCGAGAUCCCUCCCUCUUCGCUCUCGUAUUCGCCGCUCUCGAGCGGCGAACGCACGCCCGACUUGAGCUCCUCCAUCGGCUCCAAUUCGUCGUUCGCUACGCCCCAAACGCCAUCGUUCACUUUCUCACCUGCUCCAGCGCACAAUGGAGGGUCCGACUCGCCUACCUCUUUCCUCGACGCUGCGCCCUCGCCUUCGACUUCUCCAACAGCGAACAAGACUUCCUUCGCCUUUCCCCGCUCGAGGGGCAACGAGGUAGAGAUCGUCGACCCGCUCGUCGCGCACCACGGAGGAGGAGGAGAGUUCGAAUCGCUCGAUGCGAUGCGGGCGGGGAAGAACGUCGAUGCGGCGUAUCGGAGCGCGACGAUGUCUCUUUACGGGAUGUACGAGUAG